AUGUUAAAGCAUAUCAUUACAAAUGAAGGACGAAACAAAUACCUAACUCCUCAAAUCCAAAAUGAAAUCAUAACGGCAUGUGGGGACAUUGUGCUGCGAAAAAUAGUUAAGGAUUUAAAUGCUUCAAAAUGUUUCUCAGUUUUAGUUGACGAGACUACUGAUAUUUCUACUAUUGAACAAAUGGCUAUGUGUGUUCGAUAUGUUGACGAUAACGAUUGUAUCCAUGAGAGAUUCCUGAAAUUUAUUACUAUUAACAGUUUAACUGGUUGUGAUUUAGCUGAAUCAAUACUCAACGGUCUGAAUAGUUGUGAAAUUAAUUUAGAUUACUUAUAUGGUCAAGGAUAUGAUGGUGCAAGCAACAUGUCUGGCCAAUAUAAAGGUGUUCAGGCAAUUAUCAAAAAAAAAUAUCCUAAAGCUAUGUAUGUGCACUGUGCAGCACACUCUCUGAACUUGGCAGUAUCAACUGCAAGUGGAAUUCAACCAAUCAGAAACUGCUUAGGUAUUAUCGAAAAGUACUAUGUUUUCUUUAAUACACCAAAACGCCAAAAUGUUCUUUUAACCAACAUUGAAAAUAGUAAUGAAGAUCCUAAGGUUAAAACUUUAAAAAGAUUAUGUGCUACACGAUGGGUGCAGCGUUAUGAUGCGGAGAUGUCAGUAAUUAUAGAUAUAGACUUGAGUACUAAAAGAAUAUCUAAACGACAAGUAAAUCGAGCAAAUCCAGAUCCCAAUUUAAGUGUUGAAGAAUACCACAAAGUGUCAGUAUUUAUACCCUACCUGGACUUUUUUAUACAACAACUAGGAGAAAGAUUUUCAAUCCAUUCUGAAAUUUUUAAAGGAUUUCAAAGUCUAUUUUCCUAUACAUUAACUUCUAAUGAGGAGGUAUCAUUUAGAAAAUUACUUGAAUUUUAUUCACCUUCUUUGGAUGUGAACAACUCAAUUGCAGAAUUGAAAUUGUGGAAGAUAAAACUUGAGCGAAUAAACAAUAUUCCGAAAACUGCAAUUGAAGCAUUACAUGUGUGUAAUGCCAAUAUUUAUCCAAAUGUGCAUUUUAUUUUAAAAAUACUAUGCACACUUCCUGUUUCGACAAGUACGCCUGAAAGAAUGUUUUCCAGUCUUAAAAGGAUAAAAACGUAUCAUCGAAACACUAUGUCCGAGAAAAGACUUAAUGGUCUGGCAAUGUUGGCAAUUCAUAAUGAUAUUAUAUUUUCAAAUGAAGAGGUCAUUGAUGAGCUUGCCAAAAAGCCUAGGAAUCUGGAUAUAAUAUUGUAA
Rhopalosiphum padi (bird cherry-oat aphid) is the source of this 1269-nucleotide messenger RNA. RefSeq lists its product as uncharacterized. The record is from RefSeq and is a predicted model, not a curated record. Gene Ontology annotation, molecular function: protein dimerization activity. The transcript is spliced from 5 exons. The coding region runs from base 1 to 1269 and encodes 422 amino acids. NCBI's taxonomy places the organism in Eukaryota, Metazoa, Arthropoda, Insecta, Hemiptera, Aphididae.